Messenger RNA from Acanthosepion pharaonis, 1005 nucleotides. Lineage: Eukaryota; Metazoa; Mollusca; Cephalopoda; Sepiida; Sepiidae. The record is from the annotation of a GenBank genome assembly.
AUGGUGUCCGCCAUUUUAUCUAGGCAUAAAGGAAAGCUGUUUUUAGCGAUUAAUUUCCCCACUCACUCACACAAACUCUUUCUCUAUCCUUUAAUCUAUUUCUUUGUCACUUUCUUUCUGUUAGUCCUUCUCUCUUUCUCACUGUUUCUGUCUAUCAACCUUUAUUUCUCUCUCUCACUCGGUAUCUCUAUAUCACUUUCCUUUCUCGUUUAUCUCACUCUACACUUUUCUCUCUCUCUCACACUCUUAAUUUUGUGUUUCUUAGUUUCUUUCUUUCUUUCUUUCUCACAAGACCACUUUUUCUUACUUUCUUUCUCACUCACUUUUUUCCCGUUCCCUCACUCACGAGCACUCGCCUCCUUUCUUUUCUUUUUUUUUCUUUUUUUUUCUCCUUCCUCACACAAUAUCUCUCUUUCUUUCCACUUUCUACGUCUCUCUCUCACUUUCGAUUUGUCAGCAAGACUUGCCUUGCGUUUUCAAGCAGGCAAAAUCUCCUAUCUAUCUAUCUAUCUAUCUAUCUAUCUAUCUAUCUAUCUAUCUAUCUUCCUCAGUCUGUCAUUAUCUAUCUAUCUAUCUUCCUCGGUCUGUCAUUAUCUAUCUAUCUAUCUAUCUAUCUAUCUAUCUAUCUAUCUAUUCAGUUCUUAUUCAUAUCUAUCUAUCUAUCUAUCUAUCUAUCUAUCUAUCUAUCUAUCUGGCGUAGUUGAUUUAUCGCUAAACAAACAUCUAUCUAUCUGUCUAUUCCUUUCUUAUUCAUAUCUAUCUAUCUAUCUAUCUAUCUAUCUAUCUAUUCCGUUCUUAUUGAUAUCUAUCUAUCUAUCUAUCUAUCUAUCUAUCUAUCUGUCAAAGGUGAAAUUGCUGUGUAUGUGGGAACACUCUCCCGUGAGGUUGCCUCUGAUUGAGCAUGUGUCCCAAUGUCAUUUUCUGAUGGGUUAUUUUAUAAAACAUCGCGUCAACAAAUAUGGUUUCUUGCGAUUUCAGUUUUUUUUUUUUUUCACUCAGUUUUGA